This is a messenger RNA of Cydia splendana, 640 nucleotides long. RefSeq names its product vacuolar ATPase assembly integral membrane protein VMA21 homolog. Lineage: Eukaryota; Metazoa; Arthropoda; Insecta; Lepidoptera; Tortricidae. The record is from RefSeq and is a predicted model, not a curated record. The transcript is spliced from 2 exons. Gene Ontology annotation, biological process: vacuolar proton-transporting V-type ATPase complex assembly. Bases 135 to 410 code for a protein of 91 amino acids.
AUUGUACGCUGUCAACAUCAUAGUCAUUCUUUUUUACGAUUUUAUCGGUGAAAUCGCUUUGGCAUUGAUGAGACCAAGAUUCUCGAAAGUGCUUGUUAAUUUUUCGUUCUUUUAUUUAUUUUCCGUUUCUUAACAUGAUUGAAGGUCGCGCCAAUGAAUUACCCGACUUUCAAGUCUUUCAAACAGUAGUAAAAUACUGUUUGGUCAUUAUAAUCGUACCGGUUAUUUCAUUCUUCACUGCUAAGAUAGUACUUUUCGAUAGCCUUUUGCGAUUGGAUAUAACUACGAGCAGCGUAUACUCCGCCGUUGUGGCCGUCCUUGUACUGCAUGUGACUCUGGGUCUCUACAUUUACAAAGCUUAUGGUACAGCGGAUAUCGCACCGCCUGCGAAACCAGUGAAGAAGGAUUAAACACUUACCUUAUUUAUUCUACUUGCAUAUCAAAAACUCAAAAUGGACAGUCUGUACAUGAAAGGGGAAUUACUACAAGUUACAACUAAGAACUGUGAAGUGUAUGAAGGUCAUUUCUACAGUAUUACCAGUGAUAAGUCUAAAAUUUCUCUUUAUAAUGUUAAAGAGCUACCACAAGGAAAUGAAAGUGAAGGUAUUACACAUUACUAUAAUUCUGAAGUGACUAACAU